Formica exsecta is the source of this 741-nucleotide messenger RNA. RefSeq lists its product as uncharacterized. The record is from RefSeq and is a predicted model, not a curated record. The coding region runs from base 272 to 640 and encodes 122 amino acids. The transcript has 5 exons. Lineage: Eukaryota; Metazoa; Arthropoda; Insecta; Hymenoptera; Formicidae.
AUUGGCAAUCGCAGUUGGUAGUGUGAUAUUUUUUUGCGUUUUAUCUUUAUAGGGUCCGGUGGCAGUCGCUUCUUGCGUCCAAGCUCGCAUUGGGCGGGAUCGCGUACUCGACUGGUUGUUGUCUGUGGCUGUUCGAAUCUUUGAAUCUUCGGUAUUCUCGAUUCUUGCUCGUCAUUGAGUCAGUUCGAUUCUAGUCUUUCGCAGCACGCGAUAUAACCGAUCACCGAGCGGCUGACGCGCUUUCAAGUCCACGUCUAAGAACAACGUCGAAAUGUUGCGCCUUGCAGGAAUAUUCUUGCUGAUUUGUCUGCACGUUACGGGGUCUCCUUUUGACGACAUACCUACCAAUCCGAAUUCUGAGGAGUCCGAAACGAGCAAUGAUACUGACCAGUUUAAAAGUUCCAAUGAUAUCAUCUAUGUCGUGAUAAUCAUCGCGACUAUAAUCGUGAGUGGAUUGAUAUGCUGUCUCUAUUGUCGCUUUUGUAACCAAAACAGUUACGGUGGAAGUAUCGCAUUUUCUUGCAAUGAAGUCAAAUGUUCAUUUGAUAUUUUCAAACCAAGAAGACAUGAUCGACUUCUAAAUGAGGAGCAAGAAGUUUCUUUAGACUUAGAACCUCAGGACACAUCAACAUCCUUAUAAAGCACGCGUUCAACAAGUAAAUGCAGUUCUCGAAAAUUGCAUCAUUGACAGAUGUCAGUUGUAAAAUUAUGUACCUGUAAUUUUUGUGGCUGUAUAUAUAC